Molecule: messenger RNA, 903 nt
Organism: Rhodotorula toruloides NP11
Lineage: Eukaryota; Fungi; Basidiomycota; Microbotryomycetes; Sporidiobolales; Sporidiobolaceae
Exons: 4
Coding region: 1-903 (300 amino acids)
Source: RefSeq, a predicted model, not a curated record
AUGCCCGCUCCCGUACCCGAGCACGUCUUGAGGUCGUUUCCGAAAGAUCUCGAGACUGUCGAGUACAACCCUGCGCCAGACGCGUGCGCAAAGAGCGGGAUCGACCUCUUCUUCUGCUCGCCGGAACACCAGAAGCUCGUCUGGAAGCACCACAAGCAGGUGUGCGGUCCCAACGCUCAACCUCUUCGUUACCCGAUGCUCUCCGACGACGAGAUUGCCGACCUCCUUGCGCAUGCCGACGUGCGUCUCGUCACGAUGAGCAUGGUCAAGAAGGACUCAGGCGAGACGAAGGCAGUCGACAGCCUCCUCGCCCAACCAUCGCACACUCUUGCUGCAGGAAUUGAAGCGACUUGGACAGAAGGCAUGUCGUUCAAGGCGCGUACUACUCGUACGCAGGACUUCGUUCAAGCGUUCAAGUCUCCGCCCGAUUUUCUCUCGGCUCAGCAGCAACAAGCCGCUGUUCAGCUUCUGCGCGGCUCCUUGAAGACGGCGAAGGAGACGCUCAACGGAGGCUUUGAAGUCCCUUUCACGCAACUUACCUUCUGGACGCAUGUCGAUCGCUUCAACGACAUCGCUCUGCAGCACUGGAUACGCAUGUCGGGCAUCAAAGUCGCUUUCGACCCAAAGACGCCCGAGUGGUGGUCCUGCUGCCACCACGCCAUCGCCUUCCUUUCGCUCGUCUGGCAGAGGGCGGAGAAGGGCGUCAACGCAGUCCCUGUCGAGCUGAUCCACCGUUCCUGCGAGGCUUACCUUGACUCGAUUGCCGCUCUCUCGCCCUUCGUCGACGAGGAAGAGAUCUCCAAGGUCAUUGGCGACUUCCUCGCCGAGCUUCGCGUCGUUCUCUUGAUCCAGUUCAUCACGGUCGUCGUCGGGGCCAAGCACUUCAUUCGUUGCCAGGGCUGA